Messenger RNA from Camelina sativa (false flax), 2865 nucleotides. The record is from RefSeq and is a predicted model, not a curated record. Lineage: Eukaryota; Viridiplantae; Streptophyta; Magnoliopsida; Brassicales; Brassicaceae.
AAAAUAAAGUACAAAAGGAAACAAAAAAAACCACGACAGCACCGUCAUUAAAAUUUUACAAAUCCGUCGUUUUGCUCCGUUGAUCGGCAGGUGAAAGCUUCGUCAUCACCGUCUCAUUCUCUCUGGUUUCUCUUUCUUUAUUCUUCUCUUGAUGACGCCGCCGAGACCACCGUCUGGGCGAGGAAGAGGAAAGCCGCUGCGUGGUUAUUCGGAAUCAGAGAAGAUGAUGGAUGGUACCGGUAGUUGGGAUACGCUUGAUUGGACCAAACUCGAUUCAGCUUCAGGGUCAGGCUCCUUUGCCAAUUUGAGUUGCUUGCUGGAAUCGGAGAAGGUCGUCGUCGAGGGUUAUGGAGUUGUGCUUAUUAACACCGAUGAGGCAGGAACCUUGUUGGUGACAAAUUUCCGUAUUCUUUUUUUGAGUGAAGGAACCAGAAAGGUCAUUCCACUCGGAACAAUUCCAUUGGCAACUAUUGAGAAGUUUAACAAAUUGGUGCUGAAAGUUCAAUCCAACCCUCGUCAGUCUGACAGGAAUCCACCACGACGUCUUUUACAGGUCACUGGAAAAGACAUGAGGAUUAUUGUUUAUGGUUUUCGUCCUCGAACCAAGCAGAGACGUUCAGUGUUUGAUGCAUUACUGAAAUGUAGCAAGCCAGAGAGAGUAUGGGAUCUUUAUACUUUUGCUUGUGGGCCUUCCAAAUUUGGUAACGCAAACCCAAAGGAAAGAUUGCUUAAUGAAUAUUUCCGUCUUCUCGGAAAAAGUUCAAUACGAGCAUCAGCGGAUAUGAUUGAAGAUGGUUCGUUCACAUUGUCCAAUGAGCUGUGGCGAAUAAGUGACUUGAACUCCAAUUAUAACUUGUGUCAGACGUACCCAUUUGCCUUUAUGGUUCCAAAAUCCAUAAGUGAUGAAGAGCUACUCCAAGCAUGUUCUUUCCGGGCAAGAUGUCGUUUACCUGUGAUCACGUGGUGUCAGCCAGGAAGUGGAGCUGUGAUAGCACGCUCAUCACAACCUCUUGUGGGUCUUAUGAUGAAUAUGAGAAGUAGUUUUGAUGAAAAACUUGUUGCUGCGUUCUGCUCUCAGUUAGCUGAUGCAAAGGGAGAACGAAGGAAGCUAUAUAUUGCCGAUGCAAGACCUAGGAAAAAUGCAUUAGCAAAUGGAGCCAUGGGAGGCGGCUCAGAAUCAUCGUCAAACUAUUUUCAAUCUGAAAUUGUUUUCUUUGGCAUAGACAAUAUACAUGGAAUGAGGGAGAGCUUUUCCCGCCUUAGAGAUUAUUUAGACAUGCACGGUACAACAUCAUCUGAUGGGAGAUCAUCGUUCUUAAGACACGGUGGUUGGACCUGGGGAGGAGGCAAUCUUAGUAGUAUGUCUGCUUCAGUAUCUUUACUUGGAGACAGUGGUUGGUUGAUACAUAUCCAGAACGUUUUAGCUGGCGCAGCAUGGAUUGCUGCUCGUGUUGCUAUGGAGUCGGCAUCAGUUCUUGUGCACUGCAGUGAUGGAUGGGACAGAACAACUCAGCUGGUUUCUCUUGCAUGCAUAUUACUUGAUCCAUACUACAGGACUUUUGCUGGGUUUCAGGCUCUUGUCGAAAAGGAUUGGCUUGCCUUUGGUCACCCGUUUUCGGAUCGUGUAGGAAUGCCUAACAUAUCAGGAUCCGGUAGUUUUGACUUACCAAGACAGUCUUCUUCGGCUGGAAGUUUCCCUUCAUCUCCUGUGCGUCAGUCUUCAGGAUCAGCAGCCUCACAAUCUUCAAACUCUUCCCAUGGGCAUAACAAUUAUUCGCCUAUAUUUAUUCAGUGGAUUGAUAGCGUUUCACAGCUGAUGCGGAUGUAUCCUUGUGCUUUUGAGUUUUCUCCGACUUUCCUGGUAGAUUUUAUGGAUUGCUUGCUUUCAUGUCGCUUUGGGAACUUCUUAUGCAACAGUGAAAAAGAGAGGGAACAAUGUGGGAUUGCUGAUGCAUGCNUUCUUGGUGUUUUGAUGCUUAAAGUCUUGAUCUUCUGGAAUUCCAUGAUUUUAGUGAUGGUUGAGUNACAAUGUAGAGCUAUGACAGUGAAAUAUUCAGAAAUGCAAAAGGAGAAAGAAGCAGCAGAAAGAAGAGUGGACGAGAUAUCUUUCGCAAUGGAGUCAUUAAGUGCAGAGUUGCUAAGAGAGAGACAUAUGAGUUGGUUAGCUAGGGAAUCAGCAAACCGAGCCACCAAGGAAUAUGCAGCUUUAACACGAGCAGUACAAUCACUCGGCUGCAAGAUUAACUUCAGCAGAUCUGACGUUGAAGACGACCCAAGGGCAGGCUCUCUGGAGAAUAACCCUAGGAGACGAAACAGACAAGGGAACAACUCAGAUGUUUCUGUAUCAAUCUCACUAAUGUCUGAAGAAAACAGAUCUGAAAACCCGAUAGGACAAGUUUGUGAAGCGUUGUGUCCAUUGCGUACAAGAGAAGGAUUAUGUCGAUGGCCUGAAGCGGGAUGUGCUCAUGUUGGAAGUCAGUUUGUCGGGUUAAAAGCAAACUUUGAUGCGUUUGACCGGCUUGCCAUCGACGAUAGCUAUUUCCAAUCUAAAUGAAAGAAUUAAACUCUGAAGGAAGCUGUGAUAUUUGUAACAGUAUAGAGCCAAUGGAGGAUCAGAAUCAUCAAUAAAAAACAGUCUGAAGAAAAGGCGGGAGCAUAACCAUAUAAACUGACAAUGACACCCUGAGUUUUUGGAACAAGGGAGUUUCUCAUCUUGUUACUUUUGUGUAUAGCUAAAAACAUUAUUUUUUUUCUUAACCACUAAACAGUUAUUUAAUUUAGAUCUAUGAUUCUUUUUGGUUAAAAGUGAAAAAAAGUUGGGUGAAAGUGAUGUACAGUUUCAAAUAAAUUGACUAUUUAUAAUUA